AUGGCCAGACAAAACUUUAUUGGGUUUGUCAUUUCCCAAGGGAAGAUGGACAAGACCGUGAAAGUAAGGGUCAUGCAGAAGGUGCUGAACCAGAAACUACAGAAAGAAUAUUUGAAAAAAAAGGAUUUCCUUGUCCAUGACGAAGCCAAUAUUUGCAAAGAGGGAGAUCUGGUGAGGAUCGAGGCCACUCGUCCGCUGAGUGCGCGCAAGUCGUUCGCUGUGGCGGAAAUCAAGAAAAAUAAAGGUGAGGAGUUCCAGCAUUACCAGGAAGAAGCCAAAAGACAGGUGGCCGAGGAAGAGACGAGAAGAAGACAAGACCUGCUCAGGAGGAGGGAGUUAUACGAUAACAACUCUUCGACGCUAUACCACGACCUGGACGAGGUGAAAAUGCUCAGAAAGCCUUUUUCGGAGCUGUCUGAAGAGGAGCGCGAGAAGAUCGCCAAUUUGAAACUGAAAUAUGGAAUUUCUAACUGGGACGCGGGUUUCGAGAACCAGGAGCUUUUUAUGUCGAGCCUCUCGCAUCUCGCAAACAAGCUGGAGUCAAUUAGAUCGGAGGUGGAACUCAGCAAGAAGCUGGAAGACAUAAUCGCCAAAGGAGAGUCCGAUCCAACGUUCAGAAAUCUCGUAAAUAAACUCGACCUGGAUCCGGCUACUACGAAGAAAAACAUCAUGAAAAAUAAGAUGAGGAAACUCUUACAGACCACGUCACCAGUGGAGCUGGCCCAAUGGGGCAUCAAUUUGUAA
Messenger RNA from Ogataea parapolymorpha DL-1, 744 nucleotides. RefSeq names its product Mitochondrial ribosomal protein of the small subunit. Gene Ontology annotation, molecular function: structural constituent of ribosome. Gene Ontology annotation, cellular component: mitochondrion; ribosome. The transcript has a single exon. Bases 1 to 744 code for a protein of 247 amino acids. Gene Ontology annotation, biological process: translation. NCBI's taxonomy places the organism in Eukaryota, Fungi, Ascomycota, Pichiomycetes, Pichiales, Pichiaceae. The record is from RefSeq and is a predicted model, not a curated record.